AUCAACUUCGGCCUGGACGACGACACGAACAUCCUGGUGGACACGGACGACUGGUCCGACAAAUGCGAAUCCGGUCAGAUCUGGGAUCCCUUCGGCAACUUCUGCCGCGACGUCUACUGCUCCCCUCAAAUCCCGGCCAGCCUCCCUACAAAAAACCUAGGUGAUGUGAUUUCAGGCCGUUCUCGCUAUGACGCCCCCGAGAAGGCGAAUUCGCUUCGAGGAAGUCCAUCCUCGAAAUGCAUCCACGUCGGGAACCAGCUCCACGUCUGGAUGUGGAUCUACGGCGAAGAGAACCUGGAAAAACCUCCCGUCACCGACCUGAAAACCGGCCUGGUUUUUCUCGGCUGGAAUUCAUCGUGGGAUUCGUCACGGGAUUCGGACCUGGACUCGGAUCAUAAUUUCGAUCGAAAUUCGUUACUGGAUUCGGAUCUGGACUCGGAUCAUAAUUCCGAUCGAAAUUCGUCAAGGGAUUCGGAUCUAGAUUCGGAUCAUAAUUCUGAUCGAAAUUCGACACUGGAUUCGGAUCGGGACUCGGAUCUUUAUUCAGAUCGAAAUUCGUCACAAGAUUUAGAUCGGGAUUCGGAUCGCUACCGUCCCUGGCGCCGGAUUCCGCAUAUUGGAUGUUUCCAGCCCAACCCCGCCGGAUCGUGCUGGUUCCCUCCCUCGGAGAUCGAAGACCUUCCGAGGUGUCAUCCCGACGAGGAACGAUUCUUGGACUUGUCCUACGACUUCUUCCUUCGCAGCUUCCUUUUUUUUUGGGACAUUUCGUUGUCGGACGACGAAAGCGAGUUGUACUGGAUGUUCUUCCCUCCCUCCCUGUCCGUCAUGAUCAACUUCGGCCUGGACGACGACACGAACAUCCUGGUGGACACGGACGACUGGUCCGACAAAUGCGAAUCCGGUCAGAUCUGGGAUCCCUUCGGCAACUUCUGCCGCGACGUCUACUGCGACGACGACUACGAGCUUCACGGCAACGAAUGCAUCGAGAGCGACUCGGAAGCCCCAGACGACAUCUUCACCCUCAGCACCCUCGAGGCGAUCGUGAUCCUGGAAGUAGAAGCCAUCGGCCGCGAAGAAGACUGGAUCAUCGAAGAAUUCGAGCGCAUCAUCCCCACAAAAAUCGGCUCAUACCUCAGCAUCUCCCCCUCCCGCAUCCUCAACGUCUCCCUCACCCUCACCGGCGACUGCAACUGGCUCGAAGUCGCCCACAACGACACCUGCCACCGCGACCUGACCGUCGGCUUCCUCCUGAUCGCCGGCUCGGACCCCGACGAACCCAACGUCGACACCGCCGUCGCCCAGAUGACCUACGACAUCACGAAGGGAAGGUUCUUCCUCGAAGUCUGCGAGGUCCUCUUCAGCGUUCAAGGAAUCCACGAAUACCCAACGGAAGAUGGCUAUAGGAGCUUCCAAGAAUGGUGCAGAGGUGGAAGAAUCCGGAAGUACAUGAACGAUGAGUUUUCGCUUGAGCUCACCACUGUGGGGCCAGAAAACGACACGAGCUGGGAGAUUCAGGUGGUCCUGACGGAGACGGACGAACGUUACGGCGCGGGCGAAUACGUGGCGAACAUCUUCUUCCAAGGCAGCAUCUGGCGCAGCUGGAAGAACUUAUCCGGGGCCGUCGCCGUGUGUACGGACCGGCCGUGGAUCGAGGACGAAUCGUGCCUCCGCAUGACGAUGAACGCGAGCGAUUUCCUCACGGUCCUCACGCCCGACGCGACGACGGACGUCGCGCUCGCGUACCUGGGCGACCUGCCGUACGUGUCGAAGGUGCUUCAUCGGAACGAGUACAGGGUCCUUCCGUCGGGAGAGAUCGAGUGCUGCAUCGACCCGAGGACCUCCAGCGACUGGAGCGAGUACGAUGACGUCUUCGAGGUCGUGGAGUGCAUCAGUUUCGUGGGGAUGUGCGUCUCGGUCGUGGGACUGGGGUUCAUCCUCUUCACUUACGGCUUCUUUCCGACCUUGAGGAACACUCACGGUUGGAACGUGUUCAAUCUUUCCUUCAGCCUUUUUGCCUUCCAGGUGGGGUUUCUCGUCGGGAUGGGGUUGUACGCCCGGGAGUCGUUGUUGAGGUGGCAGUGCGUCUUUUUUGCCGUUUUCAUUCAUUACUGGAUUCUCGCUGCGUUUUUCUGGAACAACGUCCUCGCCAUCGAUCUGUAUCGCACGUUCGGGGGAAUGAAGAGGGUUCGGAACGGCGGGAACAGAACGGUGCGGUAUUCCCUCUACGCCUAUUCGUGUCCUCUGGGGAUCGUGGGUUUGUCCCUGGCGUUGGAUCUGACCCACGCUUGGAACGUGGGGUACGGGGAUUACUUCUGCUGGAUCGGGAAUCCCUUGGCCAAUACGAUCGUCUUGGCGCUGCCGAUGGUCGGGAUCCUCGUUUGCAACGGGAUCCUGUACGCGUUGACGGUAACUUCGAUAAGGCGGACGGCGGCGGAGGUGAACUCGAGGCGACAGGGCAAGGGAAUGGGGAAGGCGAAGGUGUACGCGAGGAUGUCGGCUGCGAUGGGUUUCACGUGGCUGGCUGGGAUCCUGCCGAGCGUCUUCUCCUUCGAUGUCGUCGCCUCGUUGGUCUUCGUGGUCGCGUUCGUGUGUCUCAAUGCGACGCAGGGGGUCUACGUCUUUGUGGCUUUCGGUUGUAACUCCAAGAUCUUUAGGUUGUACGGGGAUCUGUUCGCGAGGGAGUCACACGCUGUUCAUCGUGAAACGAGUGCUGUGUAUGAAGACAACUCUCAACGUCGUAUCUAUAAGUGGUACGACAAGUUCGCUCCUGGACGCCCGAGUGUCGUCGACGACGCGGCCUGGUCAUCCAAAUACGGCCUCGACAGCCGCGACGCCCACUCGUCGUCGACGACAAUUGUGCGUAAUGCAGCGAUCUUUGUCAUACCACUUAUAGGAAUGACAUUACGACCUUCAGUUGUCUCCAUACACGGCACUCGUUUCGCGAUGAAUGAUCGUCGGAGUGUGACCCUGCGCCCGUGGGUACCUGAUCACACUCCUCUGCUCCUCACACGUUGA
Darwinula stevensoni is the source of this 3015-nucleotide messenger RNA. Lineage: Eukaryota; Metazoa; Arthropoda; Ostracoda; Podocopida; Darwinulidae. The record is from the annotation of a GenBank genome assembly.